Lutzomyia longipalpis is the source of this 3869-nucleotide messenger RNA. RefSeq names its product melatonin receptor type 1B-A-like. Bases 611 to 1756 code for a protein of 381 amino acids. Gene Ontology annotation, biological process: G protein-coupled receptor signaling pathway. Gene Ontology annotation, molecular function: G protein-coupled receptor activity. The record is from RefSeq and is a predicted model, not a curated record. NCBI's taxonomy places the organism in Eukaryota, Metazoa, Arthropoda, Insecta, Diptera, Psychodidae. Gene Ontology annotation, cellular component: membrane. The transcript has 5 exons.
GGCAUCGUGACAUCGCAGGAUUAGUGAGUUCCGAAGAGACACUGCGAGAGCCGGUGGUUGCCGGAAAGUUGUUGCCGAGGUAGCACGCAUUUUUCGUGAGGGUGUCAAGGAGAGAAAAAAAAAAGAAUAUAAAGGCUCACAGAGAUAAAGUGAUAAUAAUGUGUCCUUGUGUCGCGAGUGGAAAAAUUGUGCGUGAAACUCAAUGAAAAAAAAAAGUCUGAAAAGUCUGAAAGAAAAAUUGCAAAUCCGUCUCAAAGCUCUCACAAUUGCUAUUCAAUUUGUCGUGGAAAAAUUCUCUUUUGUGUUGGAGCAAGAAAAGGGGUGGAAAAGAGUUUUUAAUCCAUCCUCCCAUCACUCUGCUGGGGUGAAGAAUGCUGAGGCACUCCACAAGCUCAAGAGUGAACGUAGCUGUGGGCUGUGCACAAUGAGUUGAAUUUGAGGACAUCCACAUCGCAUUCACUCCAUCUCGUACAAGAGUUUAGUACAGUGUCUCAACGCAAAGGGAUAUAUUUUCAAGGAGUUUGGUAUAUAGGAGCUAUAUAUUUUUUGAGGAGAGGUGUGGAAAGUGACUACACACCCCCACCGUAAGGUCCUUGUGGAAGGAACAAAAAUGAAUUUCACAGAUGCGCUAACAACGCCAAAUGGUGAGGAAUCCUUUAUAAUUACAUCCCUUGCCCUUGUAUCGAAGCACACCACAAGGGCUCCGAGUACGGAAGUGUCUCCUGUAACCCUAUCUCCGGAAUGGUCGCGUCUGGCUCGUCUUUUGCUGCUUUCGUGCCUUUCUGUCGUCGGCAGCUUGGGGAAUGUUUUUCUCAUUUCCUCCAUUAUGAUUGAGGAUCAUCUCAAGAAAGCUGGCAAUGCCUUCAUUGUGAGUGUAGCUUUGGCUGAUCUUCUGGUGACGAGCUUUCUAAUCCCAUCAUCAGCAAUUCUCCUGUUGGCUGGGAUUGAUGAUUCUCUGGCUGUGUGCAAGUUUCAGUGGUUCCUAGCAGCGUGCACCUUCCUCGUCAGCGUCCUUUCGCUCUUUGCAACCGCUGUGGAGAACUACAUGCGCCUCUGUACGACACAAGAUGGCAGCUCAUGGUUCAAUAAAACCACCACAACGGUCAUCCUACUGCUCAUUUGGAUUGUUGGUGGCACAUCGUCGGGCCUUCAAUUUGUCUUCAGUCUCAGCUUUGACUACUGCACACGAAAAUCAACGGGCAUUGUCCCAUACCAAAUUGCCAUUGUGGCCCUGCUCAUCCUCCUACCCAUUGUCCUCACAUUCUACACGCACGUUCGAAUAAUUCUCCAAGUUCGUCGCUCCACCGGAGCACCAAAUUACAAGCCAUCCCUCACGUAUACGUGGGAUUUGGCCCUGGCACGCACCAAUUUCUACAGCUUCCUCGUAUUCAUUGUCUUCUGGCUGCCAUUUGGUGUGGUGUUCACCUAUGCAACCACCAAAAUCAUCCCAAAUUCCCGAAUACUCUACAAUACAGCGUGGUUCGGGCUCAGCAAGUCCUGUGUCCACAAUGUUGUCUACUGCCUUACGAAUCGUCACUUUCGUAGUGCAUACGUGAGUCUCUUCCACUAUUGCUGCUGCAAGACAAACGUGUCCACGGUGAGACGCACACGGGCCGAAGGGGCUCGUCCCACGGCUGAUGUUCGCGUGCACAUCAUCCCUGGGUACAAUAUGUACUCAUACACAAGCCCCCAGAGGUCGGGAAAUGGGAAUUAUCACUGGUACUGGGGUAAGCAGCGACACGUCCAAGAAUUAUGAUGAAUUGAGGAAGAGACUUAAAUGGUCUACCACUGUCCAAUUUUUAUUCACAAAAACAUUAACUUAAAAAAAAAACAUUAAUAGAUAAUCCUAGCUGUCUGUCUAAAUUAGGAAUUCCUCUCACACUCUGCUGGGAAUUAUUUUGAAAAAAAAAUUGCAUUUGGAAGUUUUGGGAUUAAUUAAAUCCAACGAAAUUUUCAUGAGACUCAGACGGGUCUUUUCUUUCCUCCAUCAAGCUUAGAAAAUUAGUAGUCGAUAUCAGGAGUCAAAAUAAGCCCAGGCGAGUUUUGUUUUACAGUAAAAAUGCAGAAACAGACAAAUUCGAUUUCUUCUAUGGGAAAAUAUGUUGAAAAUCUUAAAACGCAUUUUCUGAAAAGAGAUCGCGUUUAAUCAAAAUUUUUAUAAUUAUAAAAAGGUAUUAUUUUAAUUAUUUAAAUCGAACGGUGCAAAAUUUGGGCCUUUCCGAAUUUUUUAGAGGUUUUACGCCAUUUUAAGUUAUUUCUCCUGGGCCAAAUAGGCUUUUUUUUAGGAAUUCAUAUGACUCUCUAGACUAAUUUUUUUAUCAUCUAAAAUUGACUUCAAUCGCUUUUAGUCCCUAAAAAGGGACGAUUUAGAUCAAUAAACAUUUUUUUCCCUUAAACAUCUCAAUUUAUUUAAUGAAUUUCAUCAAAAAAAUGAUGAUAAAAGUGAAAAAAAGUCCCCUCUUGUAAAGUUAUUCAGUAGAGUGCUCAAAAGCUGUAAAUGUGGAGGUGGGGGUUGUAAAAUUCAUCAGCAGAGUGUGUACUUUUUGGCAUUCCUCCUAUGUAUUCCUUCUAAACUUCUCACAGAAGAGACUCGCAAUGGAAAAAAAAAAUAUCCAUGCGGGGGAUCUUCUUCUCCAAAUUUUUUUUCUCUCCCAACUGUGAUUUCAUUUAACAAAGGUAUGAGGAGAGAAAAUUUAGUUAGAGUAAAUUAUUUCUGGAACACGAAUUCUCUUGAGAAGCGAGAAUUGGGGGUGUCUCAUUUUUUUUUUCUUUCCAUUGUGCGAGGGCUAUAAAUAUCGCGCGUCGGAGAUAAAGAAUUUAUCGAUGAGCUCUCAAACACCUGUUCUGGCUGACUCACUACCCCACCACAAAUAAGUUGGGGUGAGGGUGGAGAAUGCUGUGUGACAAAGAAAUCUAUAUUUUGACCAUUUUAUGCAUCCCCAUUCCGUUCAUUUUUGUGCUUUUAUACCAUAAAAACUUUUCACUUUACAAAAGAGAUUAAAUUAAAAUUUCUCAGCGUUGUCACGACAUCUUCUUUAUGCUUCUCUGCGGUUAAAUUAUAAGCAAAAGAAAAUUAAUUUUUUGGCCUACAAAUCAAUAAUCCCUUCAUAUUCCAAACAAAUUUUUUCUCCAUCGGAAAAGUCCAUCAUCGAAUUACUAAUCAAAGAAAAAGAGAAAAUAAAGCACAUUUAGGAGGAUAUUUUAGUAGGGAGUGAAAUUGACCUAUAUUGAGGAAAAUAGUAUAGAUUUAAUUCAUUUCUGAAGACACAUGAAAAAUAAUCUCCCCCCACAUUACAUUAAAAAAAAUCGAGUGAAUGUUGUGGAUAUAAUAAUAAAUAAAUAUUGUCGGUAUUAGGUGUUUCUAGAGGAAUAUUUGUACAUAAAAUGCCUUUUAUAAUAACUGUGAUGUGAAAGAAAUAAACAUAUUCAUAAAAGAAAUGGGAAAGAGGGCAUCGCGACGAGCUAUUUGAGAAGAUUGUUCCAUAAAAAAAAUGUGGUGGGCUGAAGACUACACUUUUCUCUUUUAUAUUAUUCAUUUUUUUUAGAAGGCAAAGGAUCUUUUUUACAAAACAAAAAAAUAAUAAUAUUGUGUACACGUUUUUUGGAAGAAAAUACUUUUUUUCAUAUAAAAAAUAUUUAAAAUUGGGGACCAUGUUGUUCAAUUGCAAAAAAAAACUACAUGUAAAUGUUAAAUGUGCUUUAAAUGGAUCAAGAAAAAAAAACAUUUUUGACACACAUGGAGUCAAUAAAGUUGUCUAUCAAUGUAAAAAGUUUGUUUAAUUAAUGAAAAUUUAAUAUUUCAUUAUUUUACGCGAGGAAAAGCGGAAUUUUCAGCGUUGUUCGCUUCAAAUAUAUCGUCAAAGGUUUUG